AUGCUUCAACAUCAGCAAGAGGCGACGCCUCCCGCUGAGCAGAAUAUGAGUUCGUUGGACCACUCGUCGGUUGCAGGGUCACCGUUUCAUCCAACUCAAGCCUACAACCUUCCAUCCAACUUAAACCUUGAUUACGACUUGUCCACCGUGACAGUAGGAGGCAAUGGAACUGGCGGCAGCAACAGCAGCAGCAGUAUUGGAAGUGGUGUUACCGUAUCAUCUUCAUUAAGGGACUUGAAUCAACAUCAAAUUACAGAUGCUCACCAGCAACACUCUCAACAACAGUCCCUGCUAACAAGCAGCUCGCACCAACAAGACUCUGAGCUCAGCUACUCGUCUGUCCUGCCGUCCUUGUUGCCAGGCUCUUCGUCGUACGGCAUGACGCCUCUGCCUGACUACACUGCUGCUGUUGCUGGUCUUCGUCAGGCUCAGGACGCUGGCAUCCAUAACGGCUCGCCAGGAAGCCUGUCAUCGCCCAACGUUUUAUCUGAGAACAACAAUGCGUCGUCGGCCACGGCCGUUGUGGCCUCAGAUGCUGUGAACGGUGGCGGUUCCGGCAACAACUUGAUCGGCGAGUAG
Molecule: messenger RNA, 579 nt
Organism: Hyalella azteca
Lineage: Eukaryota; Metazoa; Arthropoda; Malacostraca; Amphipoda; Hyalellidae
Exons: 1
Coding region: 1-579 (192 amino acids)
Source: RefSeq, a predicted model, not a curated record